CCCGCUCCCGCCCCGCCCGGCCCCGGCCACCGCCCGAUAGGCGGGGCCGCGUCAACUGCCGGGGCCGGGCCGCGGCGAGGAGCGAGCGGUUUGCUCCGGACGCUCAGCUCCCGUCAGCUGCCGGGGCCGGGAGGAGAAGCGAGCGGUUUCCUCCGGACGUGCAGCUCCCGUCAGCUGCCGGGGCCGGGAGGAGAAGCGAGCGGUUUCCUCCGGACGCGCAGCCCUGGCGGUCGCUGCUUCGAGCCGCACCCGGAGCUGCCCCCGGGCCCCGAUUCAGUCCGGCGCAGUGCGGGGGAUGGAGCCCGCCGGYCUCACGCUGAAGCUGCUGCUGCUCGGGGACAGCGCUGUGGGCAAAUCCAGCCUCCUGCGGAGGUUCGCGGACGGCGCCUUUGAGCCGGGCCUGAAGCCCACCGUGGGUGUUGAUUUUAAAGAGAAGGAAAUGGUGGUGAAGGGCCGUGCAGUACAGCUGGCCAUAUGGGAUACAGCAGGACAUGAGCGUUAUAGAGCUCUGACUCACAGUUAUUACCGAGGAGCUCAAGGAGUUGUUUUAGUGUAUGAUGUUACAAGAAAAGACACUUUCACAGGACUGGAAAGUUGGCUGAAUGAGCUGGAAAUGAACAGCACUGAAAGUGACACCGUGAAGAUGUUGGUUGGCAAUAAAAUCGAUAAGCCUGAUCGUGAAGUAGAGAGAAAAGAAGGGCUUCAGUUUGCUAGAAAACACUCCCUGCUUUUUAUAGAGACCAGUGCCAAGACAGAGGAUGGAGUGCAACAGGCCUUUGAGGAACUUGUCCUAAAGAUCCUGCAGACACCAAGUCUUUGGGAUAAAGGCACAGAGAAGCAGGGAGUGCAGCUAAUGGAAUCUUCAGCACGGCAGAAUAAAGGCUCAUGUGGUACCUAUUGUUCACUGACUUAAAUAUACACGUGGCUGUUCUGCCUGACUGGAGGGACUUUAAAAAAAAAGGUGGGGGAGUGUGAUUCCAAGCACUGCUCUGUGCCAUGUCUGACAUGCCAUCAGUUGUGCAGAUCCAAAACACGAACUCAUUAGCAAAAUACAUUUUUAUUUGAUAACAAAAUACAAUUUCUCCUUGCCUUUUGCACAACUGCUAUCUGCAGGUAUUUUUCUGGCAGCUCUCAGAUUUUUCAAUAUUUAAUCAUAGUGCUGCUUAGAUGUGCUCUUGCUGGAUGACAUUCAACAUGGACUUUUGCUGGAAUUCCUGCAUUAGSUUAAAUAAGGUAGGACUCAGUUUUGGAAUAUUACUGAAAAACUUCACUUCCCUGGAAUGGGAGUUUUUUAGGCACCCAAGUUCCAAUUAUGUAGUUAACCCUCAGGAGUUACCCUGAGCAGAGGACAGAGUUUCCUGAUUUUGGAUGGUUUUAAAAAGUCAAAAUUGCUACAUGUCCCUAAAUAGUAAGCUGGCUUACUAGUUAAUUUUAGGGUUCUCAUGAAGAGWAUGUAUCUUUGAACAUUUAUCAGGAAAAUCCCUCACUUCUCUGCACACCCACACCUCUUGUCCUCUUUCAGCAACCACAGCAAUAAAACUGAACUUAAUAAAAAAUAUGCUGCUUAUAGAAGACUUUGCACUAGGAUGAGUCUGUCUGUCACCAACCCCAUUAUGAAGUUACAUCCUUUUACCUUUUCCACUUUUAAUGGCAAUAUUGUAUUUUGGUAACUUACAUUAAAAUAAAUGAAAAUUCAAGGUGUACCUUGUAUGGAACUUGUGCCUGGCUUUUCUUAGUCUAAUAGUAAAAACAUGCAUUGUUAGAUCAUAAAACAAACAUACAGCUUUAUUUACUGCUAGUCAUGCAAAAUAUUUUAUUUUUAUGUUAUGACAGCAACCUUGCCUUAAACAAAUUCUGACCCUUAGUUUGCUUUAAAUUUAAUAUAAAUAUUCUAAAUAUGUUUAUGCCGUGCAGACUAUAAAAAUCUGUUUGUAACCUGAAAUGCAGAUCUAGGGUGAGAUCAAUCUGGCCAUUUAAUAUUUUCAUAAAAUGACUUAGUUUGAAAUGCUGUUAAUGAAAUAGUUUUUAAAAUAUCUCAGUUUUUCAUAGGAUCAAGGUACCUCUGUCACAAAAUUCACUUGGCAAUGUGCCUCUCUAAGAAGCCAAAUCACUUUUGGUUGCAGAGCUGACAGCCCACUGCACUGAAGAAUUUGCWGAGGCCACUGGUGUGGCAGCACUGACAAGCUGGUGCAGAGGCCUGAUUGGGAAAAGUUAUUUUUGUAGCAGUGGGAACAGAACUUCAGURCCCAUGGGCAGGACCAGACAUGAAAAUUGCCAUUUGGAGAGGAUGGAGAAGAGUGGAGAAGAUGGAUGGGGGUGACUCUUCUACUCCACUUGUCGGGCUAGACAUCAUGUAGAUUCAGUGACACUGGUAUGUAAGAAAUGUGCUUUUAAUGUGCAACUUUUAGUUCUGCUAAAUGUCAUGGAACAAGAACAACAUCAUACUGUUAAGAUAUAAAGGAACAAGAGUGGUACACCAAAAGGUCUCGUUUAAAGGGCACAAUACACAGGAAAUAUCAGACCUCAGCAGGCAAGUGACAACAGGAACUAGUGACAGCUAACAUGCACCUGGACAAUGCUCUCCCCUCACACCCCCAGUYACAAAGCACAGGUACUUCCAGAAUCAUCUCUGCAUCUUCUUAUUGAGACCCACUUAAAAAUGCUGUGUA
Molecule: messenger RNA, 2669 nt
Organism: Malurus melanocephalus (red-backed fairy wren)
Lineage: Eukaryota; Metazoa; Chordata; Aves; Passeriformes; Maluridae
Product: ras-related protein Rab-18-B-like
Exons: 7
Coding region: 296-913 (205 amino acids)
Molecular function (GO): GTP binding; GTPase activity
Source: RefSeq, a predicted model, not a curated record